Gavia stellata (red-throated loon) is the source of this 291-nucleotide messenger RNA. RefSeq names its product serine peptidase inhibitor Kazal type 1 (gene SPINK1). Gene Ontology annotation, molecular function: protein binding. The coding region runs from base 1 to 291 and encodes 96 amino acids. NCBI's taxonomy places the organism in Eukaryota, Metazoa, Chordata, Aves, Gaviiformes, Gaviidae. The transcript has 4 exons. The record is from RefSeq and is a predicted model, not a curated record.
AUGAAGGCAACUGGUGUUUUCCUGCUCCUCUCCCUAGCAUUCUGCUGCUACCAAGGAAACGCUGAGAUGGAUGGAGCUGCUGGCAAAGGAACAGAGGCAGCUUGUGGCAACUAUGACCUAAGAAAAGGUUGCACAAAGAUCUUUGACCCUGUCUGUGGCACGGACAACCUCCUAUACGGCAAUGAGUGUCUGUUGUGCUUUCAGAACCUGCAAAGAAACACUAAUGUGCGCAUAAAGAACAGGGGAAUGUGCCAAAAGCCCUCUCCACGCUCCGACGCCGCUCAAAACUAA